This is a messenger RNA of Aphanomyces invadans, 819 nucleotides long. RefSeq lists its product as hypothetical. The transcript is spliced from 4 exons. Gene Ontology annotation, cellular component: nucleolus. Bases 20 to 766 code for a protein of 248 amino acids. Lineage: Eukaryota; Oomycota; Saprolegniomycetes; Saprolegniales; Verrucalvaceae. Gene Ontology annotation, molecular function: RNA binding. The record is from RefSeq and is a predicted model, not a curated record.
GAAACCGUCGGUCGAAGCCAUGAAGCCACAGAAAGGAGGUGCGAAGAAGGGCGGCGGGAAACCCAAGAGCAAGCUCGUGGUGACUUUCGACGCAGACAAGCGCAAGGAAUACUUGACUGGGUUCCACAAGCGCAAGCAGGAUCGACGGCGGUUCGGGCAUGACAUGGAAGCGUUCAAGAAGAAGAAGGCUCAAAUUGAAGCGCGAAAGAUCCGCAAAGCAGAACAGAAAGAGCUCCUCGCGUCGCUACCUGAAGUGGCGGAUGUAAAACACGCGGCGACCGAUGGCGACGCCGAGGUUGUCGACUAUGACGACGAGCACACUCAAGGUCCGUGCAGCUUUUUGUCCUCGAUGCACCUCCGUCGUAGGACUCGACCUCCUCUUGGCGGACUCGGCGUAGGCAAAUUCGGCGACGUGGUGACUGUGACGACGUCGGUUGGUGACUUGAAAAGCGACAGCGAGGACGAACUGGAUGACGAGGAGAACGACUUGUUGUUGGCGGCGCUGGCAAAGAAAAAGGACCGGGAGAACCAAAAGCAGAAGAACCACUUGACGCUGUUCCAGCGCGUGCAACUCAAGCGCAAGGGCGUCGCGCUCCCGACAAAGCGCUCCAAGAUCAAAGCUGCCAAGCAGAAUGCGAAACGAAAUGGCAAGGCCCACGGCACGGCAGGCAUGACCAAGAAGGGACCAAAGAAGGACGGUGUCGACGAAAAGAUCGACAAGCGAAAGGGAUUCCACAAAGCGCGCAGAGGCAAGCACGCAGCGUAAUGGAAUGCACCACAUCUCGACGUUUGUACGUGUCGUCGGCGCAUGAAUGGCAG